AUGAGAGACAAGCCCACACCUGCAUGGGACUCUGGGAACCACACCAUUUGGGAGGAAUACACUGACAUCGCCUUUGUUGUGGCAAACAGCUUGAUUCUAUUGAUCACUUCUGCUGUGGGGAUUGCAGCAAAUCUUUUUGUUUUACUGGCAGUUCAUUACCAAAAAUCACUGCAAACUAUGAAUAAUGUGCUGGUGGUGAAUCUUGCAGUCAUAGACAUCCUGAGAUGUGUAGUUGACUGCCCCAUUCUCUUAACCAUCGUCACAACUGUGUAUCAAAGAGGAUAUGUGGACGAGUUGAUCUGUGAUACACAAGUGGCCUUUUUCUCUUUCAGCUGCUGCAUCCAACUGUUGACACUGGCCUGUAUAAGUGCCGAAAGGUACCAGGCCAUUGCCCAACCCUCCAAAACUAAUCAAAGGCGAAGACGGAUUAUGGUACUGAUUCCUCUCACAUGGGCCUUGGCUAUUCUGGUGGCUAUUUUGUGUGUGAUAUUUGUGAAGGACUCACCCGUGUAUGAAAAAUGCAAAGGAUUAUCAAGAGUAACAUCCUCUUCCUAUGACACAUUUGGACUUUACAUGUUGUUCCCACUUUGGGCAGCUUGCUUUAGUGUUAUCACUGGAUUCUAUGCUCGCAUAUUUAUCCUUGUGAGAUCACACAAUCGCAAAAUAUUUGACAGAGGUACUUUUCGUCUUUCAAAAACAGACAAAACAAAAGAUAAGCAGAAGAAAGAAGAAACCACAGCGGUGGAAAAUGGACACGGAAAAUCAGAGCAAAACCAGACCCUGAGCAAAAGUGUUGCUCAGGUGGAACUAGUGACACAAGCUGAACCAAAUUCAUCGAAGAAAGAUUCUACGGCUGCUCUACUGGCCUCAACAAAAACUCCACAAUGUGCCUUCAUCAGUUCAGAGAAUAAAAAAGAAUUAAAAAAUACAUUGGCGAUAACUGACUUGAAAACAGAACAACAUCACCCUUCUGCAAUGCCGGAUGCAGUGCAGACUGAGGAAAAACCUUUUAAAACAGAGCAGUCCAAUCCCUGUGGCACGAACGUUAAAGCAAACCCGUCAAAUGGAGAUGCUGCUGCUAGUGUUCAGAGCUCAACCACAAAGCCGCAGAAGGUGUCAAGCAAUUUCGAUAUAGAAAAGCAGUCCAAAGAGAGAGUUAAAAUUGACAAAACGCCCUCUGAAAUGAAAGAAACCAGCCCCCAUGUUCCCUCGUCUGCACAGUUAGAAAAUACAGAAUCCACUCCUGUUUUAAUGAUUGAAUUAAAUCAAGCUAAGAGCAACAACGGAGGAGAAAAAUUGACUGUAGAUCAAGUGUCUUCUUUACCUCCCGUCAUUGGUAAUGUCCCUGAAACAGAAGCUACAAAACAAAACAUGGAGGUGGAAGGUGCUGUUUGCAUGAUGCCUUCCAAAGCAAGUAAAGAGAGAGCGAAAAAAAAGAAGGAAAGUAAAAUGGCGAAGCGUGCUGGCUAUAUUAUUAUAACCUUCGUCUUAUUCUGGUUACCACUGAUCACAACUAUCCUGAUGAAUGCUGUUCACAGAACACAGGUAAGUAUUUGUGAGACAAGGAUCCAUUACACAAAGUCUUCUCUAAUGUUCUUUUUCAUUUUCUAUGAUUUUUUUCAGAUAACAAUCAUUCGGGACAUGCAGAUUCUGUCCGUCUCUAUCGCCUGCAUCACAUCACUAAGUGACCCAAUAAUAUAUGCUGCAGUGAACCCUCAGUUUCGAACAGAGUUUUAUAGGCUUAAAAAAAGAGGCUAUCAAGAAUGA
This is a messenger RNA of Perca fluviatilis (European perch), 1767 nucleotides long. Its product is annotated as octopamine receptor 2-like. Bases 1 to 1767 code for a protein of 588 amino acids. Lineage: Eukaryota; Metazoa; Chordata; Actinopteri; Perciformes; Percidae. The record is from RefSeq and is a predicted model, not a curated record. Gene Ontology annotation, cellular component: membrane. Gene Ontology annotation, molecular function: G protein-coupled receptor activity. Gene Ontology annotation, biological process: G protein-coupled receptor signaling pathway. The transcript has 3 exons.